AUGUUGGGUUCUUUGCCGAUACCAAAUCAUGCCUACUAUAUUGACACCGCACCAAUACGUGUCACCUUAGCAUGCAAGAAGUCUGGUCUUCUGAUCAUGUGGGAUCGCUGGAAACCCGCCGGUAGUAACUUUAUGCUACACUUCAACAUCAUCGCGCUGCCUUGCAACCCUGCUGCAGCCUCAGCUCUCCUGCUAGUGGUGUCUUCAGCUGCGGCAUUAGCAGUGAUCUGGCCGGCAGCGACAAUGCUACCACAGCCCAAUGCUCGAGGAAACGCAAACCUGCCGUAG
Molecule: messenger RNA, 288 nt
Organism: Sphaerulina musiva SO2202
Lineage: Eukaryota; Fungi; Ascomycota; Dothideomycetes; Mycosphaerellales; Mycosphaerellaceae
Exons: 2
Coding region: 1-288 (95 amino acids)
Source: RefSeq, a predicted model, not a curated record